Messenger RNA from Phytophthora sojae, 479 nucleotides. RefSeq lists its product as hypothetical. NCBI's taxonomy places the organism in Eukaryota, Oomycota, Peronosporomycetes, Peronosporales, Peronosporaceae. The record is from RefSeq and is a predicted model, not a curated record. The annotation marks the transcript as partial. The transcript is spliced from 2 exons.
CAUUCAGGAACGGGGUACAGCCCCAACGAAUUGAUGAUGGGUCGACGUCUUCGGGCCCCGAAUGAGCUGUUGUGGGCGAGUGGCGUCACGCAGGUCGGCGUGUUCGCCGAGUAUCAUCGGGCGUUGGUGAGGAACAUGGCGACGGCAACGGAGGCGGCCAAGAAGGCGCUGGUCAAGGACCAGUUGAGGCGGGCUACGUACUACGAUCGGCAGGUGCGGGCGCACAACGAGUUCGCGGUUGGCGACAGCGUGAAUUACGAAACUGGCCCAUAAAUGGCUGGGCCCAGCUCGAAUUGUAGCAGACGCGGGCUUUGAUAAUUGGGAAGUGCUACGCGAGGACAAUGAUGAGCGGGUGAUCACGCACUGCAGCUUCUUGGCGAAGUGCAGUUGCCCGAGUGACUCACUGGGCGUGGUGGCGGAGCGCAUGCUUCGAGAACUGAGCGAGGAAGAGGUGGCAGCUGGCGGUGCCGCCGAGGAAC